Molecule: messenger RNA, 2779 nt
Organism: Bactrocera oleae (olive fruit fly)
Lineage: Eukaryota; Metazoa; Arthropoda; Insecta; Diptera; Tephritidae
Source: RefSeq, a predicted model, not a curated record
UGCACUUUCAUUCACAACUAUUGGCUUGGAUUAAAUUUUAGUGAACGAUUAGUUAAAUCUAACAAAUACAAAUAGUAAACAAAGAGUAUUUUAAUCCAAAAAGACGGUAUUUGCUGAAACACAAUAUCCCAUAAAGAGUGUUCAAGGGGAGUGGCAACUAGCAGUUAGUAAGUUUCAUAUGCUUAAUUGAGAUUGUAAAGUUUGCAUUUUGCUUUUGUUAGCGUCCACGUAAAGAUACGUUUAUUGUAAGCAAACAAUAUUUUCGGAUUACUUUGAUUAUAUUGGUUUUAAUAUCAGCUAGAAUUAUUUGUUUUAGCGGUUAUAUUUUAAUUUGUACGUAUAAUUUUAAAUGUAUAUGUAUUUUCUACACUUUUCAAAUAACGUAAACGUAAUUAAAAAGUAUUUACUGGUUUCUAAAGUGCGCGCCGCAAUGGCUAGAAGAACUCAAGUGCAUUCAGUCGAAAUAACCGAUAAUACAGAGGAACUCGAAAGUCCAAUAACUAUAGAGACCGGCUCGUUAGCAAUAAAAGAUGACUCUAACAAAGAACCACAAAAGGAUUUGUGGGAACGUCCUGCAUCCUUAGAAGCGCCCGUGUUGCCCGAUGAUGGUUCAACUAUAUUACGUUUUGAAAUUCAACUUGCUCGUAUUAUGCCACCCGAUGGCGAGGAUCUUAAAGUAAAACGUUAUGUAGUUUAUGAAUUAUCUGUACGUCAAGAUUCCUCAAUCAUCGAUCCACAACCAGCGAGUAUUCAACGUCGUUAUACCGACUUUCGCAAUCUAUACAACAUACUUAAGAAGGAAUUUCCAAAUAAAAUGUCAACUUUGUAUUUCCCGAACAAGGUGCUCGUUGGCAAUUUUUCAGCUGAUUUAAUUGCAGAACGUAGCGCUGCAUUUGAGACCUUUCUAACGCAUGUAACCAGUUGUAGUACAUUACGUGACACGCCUGCCUUUUUACAUUUUCUACAAGAUAAUGAAUUGUCCAAAGCCUGUCAACUGCUGGAUGAGCGUCGUAAUGAAAUGGCAAUACCAUUAUUGGAAAAUUGUUUUCGCUUAUUGAACAAAAUAUUCAUGGAUCGUUCAAGACCAGUACUACUUAUACUAUGUCGCCUAGUAGCGGCUUGUACUAUGUCUCCAGUGCCUCAUCAUUCAGCUGAACGUUGGGCAACUUUGGCCUUAAGUCGAUACGAUACACUGUGUGACAUCGACCUCCUUCAAUUGUAUAUUCCGUUGUUGCACACAUGUACGCAUUUGUGGUGGCAGCGGGGCUUGGAUCAAAAGCCAAUAACUGAUCGUCUUGAAGAAAUGUCUAAAAAGGGUAUUAAUACCAAAAGUAACGUUACUCUUAUACAAGCUAUUCAUAAGUUGGAUCCGCGUACUGAAACAAUAUAAAUAAAAUAUGGUAAAAGAACGCGCACCUAUUUAAAGUCACAUAGAAAGUAGCAUUUACUGGAUAUUUAGUACAUGGUUUAAACGUCUACUAGCAAUUAAGGCUAAAAGUGCAAUUGUCUAUCAAUUCAUCAUCGUGCAUACAUUACAUUUUAAUUGUGGAUAAGUAUCGAUAUUUUAUUCAAAUAUAUAUAUAUAUAUAUUUAUAUUUGUGUAUUAAAGUUGAUUUAAAAUUUCGUGCUAAAUGCAAUUUUUUAAUCUAAUCUCGUAAUAAUUUAUAUAUAUAUUUUUUUUAUAAUGUCAAUCAUGUCAAUUGUUUUUAUACGAAUUUAUCUUAACAAAUAUUGUAUAAAUUUUUAUGGUAGCGAAGUUUAUAUAUGUUUUAAUGUUUUUAACAGACGAUAUUUAUUUUAUUUAUAUAAUGGACAUAUCGUGUUUUGUAUAUUUUCUGUAAAAACAAACCAGCAUUUAUACAUGAAGGAUGUCUCGUUAUACAUAAUUUAAUAAAAAUAAAUAUAAUUUUUAUAUGAAAUACAACCAAAAAGCAUUUAAUGAAAACUUGAAUUUGUCGAACGAAAAGUAAUGAUAUACAAGUAUUGCUUUGCACAUAUAUUUUUAUUUUUUUUAGUUAUUCAUUUCCGAACACUUUCAAACAUUUGUUUUGAUAUUUUUUACGGACACAGUAUAAGCUAUUUCACUUUGUUUACAAAUUUGGCGGCUAAACUUUCACACGAUCAGCUGCAAACAAAAGUAAAUAGCGUUCUAAUCGAAGAAGCAAUGGAGCCUUGUAUUAUAGAAUUUAUUGGCGAGAAGUCCACAAUUGGCAUUGUGCCGAAUUUUUCAUUCGAUCCUCUGCAUUUAAUAUCGGGUAGUGUGGGACCGUUUCGUGCGGGGCUUCCCGUCCAUGUGCCACUAUGGCUUGGUAUACAUUUGCGCAAACAACAAAAAUGCCGCAUUGUGCCUCCCGAAUGGAUGGAAAUUGAACUAUUGGAAGAGAUCAAAGAAGCAGAAAAGAAAUCAAAGUUCUUCACAAAGAUGCCCAGUGAGCAUUACAUGGUGGAAGCACAAUUGAUCAUGAGCACUGCGCCAGACGAUGUGCCACGUUGUGAAGAGCUGCGUACGAUUAUCAAAGAUAUUUUUGAUAUUCGUGAAGCAAAAUUGCGAACAUCCAUCGACGCAUUCAUCAAGGGCGAGGGUACAUAUGCGAAAUUGGAUAAUUUAACGCUGUUAGAAAUGCACACUGUUCGCCCAAUACUGCCUCACUCACUGGACCAUAUAGCGCGUUACCAACGAACAGCUUUGGCUACACAACGUGAUACUUCUUCGUUGGGAUUGAGUAAUUCAAUGAAUACAAGUCAUUUCUCUCAAUAAAAUAAAAAAAAUAAGUAAAAA